Molecule: messenger RNA, 635 nt
Organism: Thalassophryne amazonica
Lineage: Eukaryota; Metazoa; Chordata; Actinopteri; Batrachoidiformes; Batrachoididae
Gene: ldlrap1b
Product: low density lipoprotein receptor adaptor protein 1b
Exons: 4
Coding region: 143-607 (154 amino acids)
Cellular component (GO): early endosome
Source: RefSeq, a predicted model, not a curated record
UGCCGUCUGUUGAAAUGUAGCCGUGCGGCGGCGGGGUGGAAACACAACAGCUGAAAAAAAGUUUGGAGGGCAGCAGGUUGUUGAGCAGCGAGUGUUUCAGACACCAGCCGAGCGGGCUCUUUGCCCCACUUUGGAUUACGAUAUGGACGCUUUGAAAUCCGCUGGAAGAGCGAUAAUCCGGAGCCCGAGCCUGGCCAAACAGUCGUGGGGCUCAAGCAAACAUAAAAAGCUUCCAGAGAACUGGACAGACACAAGGGAAACCCUUCUGGAGGGCAUGGCGUUCCAGUUGAAGUACCUGGGGGUCACUAUGGUCGAGCAGCCCAAAGGGGAGGAGUUAUCUGCAGCUGCCGUCAAGAGGAUUGUCGCCACAGCAAAAGCCAGUGGAAAAAAGCUCCAAAAAGUCACAUUAACAGUCUCCCCACGUGGAAUCAUCCUUUACGACAGUGCCUCCAACCAGCUGAUAGAAAAUGUCUCCAUUUACAGAAUAUCUUACUGCACAGCAGACAAGUUGCACGACAAAGUGUUUGCCUACAUCGUUCAGAGUCAGCACAAUGAGACUCUUGAGUGUCACGCCUUCCUCUGCACAAAGAGAAAAGUGGUGAGUUAAGGUAUUCAUAAACACGUACAAGCGUUGA